Molecule: messenger RNA, 978 nt
Organism: Ctenopharyngodon idella (grass carp)
Lineage: Eukaryota; Metazoa; Chordata; Actinopteri; Cypriniformes; Xenocyprididae
Gene: tagln
Product: transgelin
Exons: 5
Coding region: 256-855 (199 amino acids)
Molecular function (GO): protein binding
Source: RefSeq, a predicted model, not a curated record
AGAGUGGAGAGGAGGGUGGGCUUGAGAAAAACACCAUGUCCUUUUAAGGUGUCAAUUUCCUUUUCUCUGCCCCCUCACUGAAUACCUUGUUUUUUUAUUUCUCUAAUGGUAAAGACAUCUACUCCUGAAACAGCAGCAGGGACGACACUGCUGAACUCUUGAAUCUAGACCCACUCACACAAAAUCCAUCGCUCCAGGGUGACUGGGGACUGCACGAAGGACAAGGUCAUCUUCAUUUUUACUAGACAGGGAACUAUGGCAAACAAGGGUCCAUCUUAUGGGCUGAGCCGCCAAGUGCAGGAUAAAAUUGAGCAGAAGUAUGACACUGAACUGGAGGCACGUUUGGUGGAGUGGAUUGUGGCUCAGUGUGGGCCGGCGGUGGGAAAGCCAGAGGCAGGAAAACUGGGUUUCCAGACCUGGCUCAAAGAUGGAUGUGUUUUGUGUGAGCUCAUCAAUAGUCUGUGUAAGGACAAGCCCGUAAAGAAGAUCCAGAGCUCCAGUAUGGCUUUCAAACAGAUGGAGCAGGUGUCACAGUUCCUCAAUGCUGCGGAGCGAUACGGCGUCAUCAAAACCGACAUGUUUCAGACGGUAGAUCUGUGGGAGGGAAAGGACUUGGCCGCAGUGCAGAGGACACUCAUGGCUCUGGGUAGCAUCGCGGUCACAAAAGAUGAUGGCGCCUUCCGUGGAGAUCCCAACUGGUUCUUCAAGAAAGCUCAGGAGAACCGAAGAGAUUUCUCUGACGACCAGAUGAAAGAGGGGAAAAAUGUCAUCGGCCUGCAGAUGGGAUCCAAUAAAGGGGCGUCCCAGAGUGGCAUGACAGGCUAUGGUCGACCUCGACAGAUCAUGAACCCAUGAGCCAAUCUUUCUUCCCUCGGUUCCCUGACCAUCGACGCAUCCUAAUCAUUUGACUCCAAAUGUUCCUUUCAGAAUAUGACCAGAAUGAUAGUGUAAUAAAUAUAAAUAAAAAAAAUAACACCA